Messenger RNA from Verruconis gallopava, 724 nucleotides. RefSeq lists its product as uncharacterized. The transcript is spliced from 2 exons. The record is from RefSeq and is a predicted model, not a curated record. Bases 209 to 457 code for a protein of 82 amino acids. NCBI's taxonomy places the organism in Eukaryota, Fungi, Ascomycota, Dothideomycetes, Venturiales, Sympoventuriaceae.
UCGUCAAUAUCAGACGCGCUGUGACACCACCUCCAUCUCCCUCCGGAAAUCUCCAUUGCAUCCGCAAAGACACAACGCUCGCCUAGAACUCUCCUGGAGUAGCCAAUUGACCUGUUAAUUUGGGCGUAGACGACUGCGCAUCCGGAAACAGAGCCUCCGCUCUUCACACCAAACCUUCCCGUCUACCACCACAUCAACAGUAUACACAAUGGUGUCCAAGAUUCUAUUCUGGACUGGCUUCGGCGUUGCCGUCCGCCUGUGGCAACUCGGCCUAGAGAUGCGACCUCUUUUUGGCAAAACAUAUCUUUGGACUUACCCAGUCUACGCGGCCGUCGGUGGAAGCUUCGGCUACUGGUUGACGGGUGUGGAGUCGAGACAGCUUGCCGUGCUAGAAGAACGGAAGCAGCGGUUGUUGGAGAAGAGAAGGAAGAGAGACGAGUUGGCGGCUGCAUCGUGAAGCAUGUCAGCCAAGGUGCUGUGUGGUAAAAGUGGAUAUCCAUUAGGUGCUGAGGUUAGAAACAAAAGAGCGCGAAACGGGUGGUUGAGCAUGGGGCGGUGAUGAAUACGCAGAAUGUGUACAUAGUUUAUGGGCGGCGAUGUCAUCGCCAAGUUUAGAGCCCCGGUGCUGCCGCAAUACAAAGUCACCUUACAGUUAUUUUCAUCCUACUCGCUUGCCGAGUCGGAACCGCUGUACUUUGCAUCCAUUCAAAAAAGUUCAUGCUGC